Molecule: messenger RNA, 486 nt
Organism: Vigna unguiculata (cowpea)
Lineage: Eukaryota; Viridiplantae; Streptophyta; Magnoliopsida; Fabales; Fabaceae
Source: RefSeq, a predicted model, not a curated record
AUGUGUACGAAUCGAGCAGACCCAACAACCAUAAGAGGCGAGACUGAUGACCCAAAUGGGCUAGGCGGGCCCAAAGAUCAGAACGUGCCAGAUGGGCCAGACGGGCCAGAAGACCCGAACGGUCCAGACAAGCCCAAAGACCCAAACAGGCCAAGUAGGCCCGAAGACCCAAACGGGUCAGGUAGGCCCGAAGACCCGAAUGGGCCAAGCAGGCCUGAAGACCCAAACAGGCCAGGUGGGCCCAAUGACCAAAACAGGUCAGGCACGCCCGAAGACUUGAACGGGUCAAGCAGGCCUGAAGACUAUAACGGGCCAAAUGGGCCCAAAGAACUGAAUGGGCCAAGCAGGCCCGAAGAACCAAACGGACUAGGUGGAUCCGAUGACCCGAACAGGCCCGACGAGCCCAAAGACUCAAAUGGAAUAGGAUGGAUUCAUAAACCAAUAUUAAAUGAUUAUUCUGAUGCUCCCAUUAAACUCCAAGUGUAG